GACGGUUUCCUAUUAUAUGUGUUUGUGAUAACGAUCCGUGCUUAAUCAUAUUUGCACGUGUUUUGUUAAAGUUAAAAUUGAAUUAGUCGCUAGUUGGAGAAAGUUGUGUUAGUCUAAAAAUUAUAAUUUAUUUUGAUAAUAAUUAAUAGUAACAAGAAAACGAUAAAAAAAUUUUAUCAUCGGAUCAAAAAUUGCAAUGAUCAAUUUUAUGACGAACGGAAAAAGCUCGUUCUUCUGUUGUAUUUCCUCAAUUCUUCAUCAAACAAAUCUUCUAAAUCUUUGAAAGUGUACAUAUUAAAUAUUUAUUAAUUAUUUGUAUGACGAAUAUUUCCGAGAAUUAACUAAUCAAAUAUAAAUAUAAUAAACAAACCACUUUUGAUGUACAUAUAAUAUUUGAGGUUAAGUUUUUACUAAACUAUUUAAUUAAAAGAUGUGUCUGUCUAAUAACUUAUUUGACAAAUAACUCGAUUUAGUCGGAGGUUUAAUUUAUCAGAAGGUGAAGAAACCGAAUUUUUGGUUAUAAGUUAUCAAAUAAAACAUUGGAAUGUUUUUAGUAACAAAAGGUUUGGUCCCAGCUGUAAGAUAAAAAUGUCUGUCGUUACUUACGAAAAACCGUUGCAACACAUCAGCUUAGCUGAUUGGUAUGCAAAACAAUGGCAAAUGCAACAGACGAAUGAUACAAGAAGAAACGAUUCAUUCUGUUUAAGACAUGAAUUGAGACAACUAAGAAACGAGACCAGAAUUAGAACUGAAUGGGACACUUAUCACAACAACGUCAGAUUGGCAGACAGAAUUACAGAAACUGAUAGAUGGAGAGAUGUUUUAAUUUCUUGUUUGGAUAGAUUGAAUCACGAAAUUAAAUUACUCAAAGAUGAAAAAUUUGACACCGAAAGAGAACUGGAUGCCCUUGGAAUUCCUCUCGGUAUUAUUUCGGAAUGCAUUUCUAUGAGAGAUUGUAGACAAGGUACGGAACUCACUUACGAUGAGGCAGAUACCGAAUUGAAAAAGGAACUUUGUUUAGUAGAAAAUGUGAAAAAAAUGUUAGUAGAAAGAUGCCAGUCCGCAUGGGAGAAGCUAAACAAACUAGAAGAAGUUAAAUUUUAUCUCAAUCUUGAUAUUAACGAUAAAACUGAAGCUUAUGAAAUCGACAAAGAUCAAUUGACUUUGGACAAGAACUGUGCCAAUAUAACUUUCAAAAUAGAUCCUUUACGCAUUGUUAAAGGCUCAGUACCGUACGAAACGUGGCUAGAUCAUACCAGAAACACAAAACAAAUGGCGGACAACGAACUAACAGAUACAUUAAAACUACGUGAAUCUCUUUUCGUUGUCAGGGAAAGGGCUCGGAACGAUAUGUUGGCACAAAGAGAUAGAGUCGAUUUUACUUUACGUAAACGUAUUUAUGACAUACAAAGAGUGAGGAACGAGGUUGAAUGGCAACAAUUGAAAAUGAGAGAAGAAAUGGAAAAAGUACUAAAGGAAAUACAGGAUUUGGAAAUUGCCCUAUUAGCGAAAACGGACGCCUUAAAAUUGGCCGAAACAAGAUUAGAGAAUAGAUCCUACAGGCCGGGAGUUGAGCUCGCCCGCGAUGAAGCAGAAAAAGGUCUGAAAGAAGAAGUUCUUCAGUUACGCCAAACGCGCAAAGACUUACAAGACAAAAUCAAUUGUGCCAAAGCUACUUACAACGCACUCGAAGAUCAGCAAGUUAGAAUAGACAAUAAUCUUCUGGAUAAAGGUCAGGGGUUGAUGACGGAUUUAAGAUGUUUGGAUCUUAGAAUCCGAUUGAGAACCGGAGAAUUUGCUGGACCGGCGACUUCGACAGAUAGAAAUAUUCAGUUAACCAGAAUGGAAAAGGAAAUACCGCCAUCUUAAUAUUUGAUUAAAUCAUAUGAAUAUGGGACAUUAUUUUUCAGCACAAUAUUAAAACAUAGUAAUCAAUAUCUAGUGAAUACAUUUGUCUGAAUACAUUUAUACGUAUUAUUUAAUUCCGCCAUUAUAGGCUGGAUUUUUAUAGGAUUUUUAUAGCUUGAAUAAAAAAUUAAACUAGAAA
Molecule: messenger RNA, 2047 nt
Organism: Diorhabda carinulata
Lineage: Eukaryota; Metazoa; Arthropoda; Insecta; Coleoptera; Chrysomelidae
Product: tektin-2
Exons: 6
Coding region: 589-1869 (426 amino acids)
Biological process (GO): cilium assembly; cilium movement involved in cell motility
Cellular component (GO): microtubule cytoskeleton; nucleus
Source: RefSeq, a predicted model, not a curated record